AUGCCAGCUGCAGAUCAAGAUGCCAUGAAUGCCAGCCGCCUGGCUAAAUUCAAAUAUCACAACAAGUCAGAAGAUGCCAGACGUAGGAGAAAUGAAGUGUCAAUUGAACUCCGCAAAGCGCGUCGUGAUGAUCAGCUUCUCAAGCGUCGUAACAUCACAAUCGAGGCUAUUGAGUCAUCUCCGAAGUCUCCAGAAUCAUCAGUACAGUCACCAGUACUGAUGACAAUUGAAGAGAUUGUCAAUGCAUCUGGUACAUCUGAACAAACUCACAUUGUAAUUAACAAUGGCGCCAUUCCAAAGCUUAUCGAGUUACUUAAGUCACCAGCUCAGAAUGUCGCUGAACAAGCUGUCUGGGCCCUUGGUAACAUCGCUGGAGAUGGACCAACUACUCGUGAUCUUCUAAGCUUUAUCAGAAAUAUUGUCUGGACUUUAUCAAAUUUGUGCCGAAACAAAAAUCCACCACCACCGUUCGAGAUUGUUAAAACUGCUUUGCCAACUUUAUGCGCACUUUUGGACACUGGGGAUAUUGAUGUUCUUGCUGACGCUUGCUGGGCAUUGUCAUACUUAACCGAUGGAAGCAAUGAAAACAUCCAAACUGUAUUGGAAAGCGGAGUUGUUCCAAAACUCGUUAGAUUGUUGGGUUCAGAAGAAGUUACCGUUCUGACACCGGCACUGAGAGCUGUAGGAAACAUUGUCACUGGCAAUGAUGUACAGACAGACGCUAUUAUUCUUGCUGGUGGAUUGGAGAAAUUGUGUUCUCUGUUGACUCACAAACGCUCCAACGUCGUUAAAGAAGCUGCCUGGACAAUCAGUAACAUUACUGCUGGAAACUCUAAACAAAUUCAGCACGUCAUUGAUGCUGGUAUAAUUACACCGUUGGUCCACGUUCUUGCUUAUGGAGAUUUUAAAUCUCAAAAAGAAGCUGCCUGGGCAGUUACUAAUUUGACAUCCGGUGGAACCGUAGAACAAUUAGUUAUACUAGUACAAAACGGCGUGCUUACACCAUUCUGUAAUUUAUUAGAUGCUAAAGAUUAUAAAACUGUUAUGGUUGUGCUUGAUGGAUUAACAAACAUCCUCAAUGCUGCUGACAAAAUGGGCCAGAUUGAGAGCAUCGCGAUUAUGAUUGAAGAAAAUGGUGGACUUGAUAAGUUGGAAGCACUUCAGAACCACGAGAAUGAGAAAGUUUAUCAAAAGGCUGUAGCUAUGAUUGAUGCUUUCUUCUCUGAAGGGGAUGAUGAGAACCAACAGAUUGUACCGCAAGAAAAUGGCAAUCAAUUUAAUUUCCAAGUAUCCGAAAGUGCUCCACAGGGUGGUUUUCAAUUUUGA
Messenger RNA from Cotesia congregata, 1326 nucleotides. Lineage: Eukaryota; Metazoa; Arthropoda; Insecta; Hymenoptera; Braconidae. The record is from the annotation of a GenBank genome assembly.